Lycium barbarum (goji berry) is the source of this 2256-nucleotide messenger RNA. RefSeq names its product CBL-interacting serine/threonine-protein kinase 7-like. Gene Ontology annotation, biological process: signal transduction; protein phosphorylation. NCBI's taxonomy places the organism in Eukaryota, Viridiplantae, Streptophyta, Magnoliopsida, Solanales, Solanaceae. The coding region runs from base 141 to 1466 and encodes 441 amino acids. The record is from RefSeq and is a predicted model, not a curated record. Gene Ontology annotation, molecular function: protein kinase activity; ATP binding. The transcript has a single exon.
AAGUAAAACAGCUUAGAUCCAGUGAAGCCUCCGCUCAAACUGAUCUCCUAUAAAACCAACCUAAAUACCUCCUCAUUUGACAGCCCUGUUCUUGCCCACCAACCCCCCCACCCCACUCCACCCGACCCCUCGUCGCAGGCAUGGACACGAAAUGCACCCAACCACCCUCCUCCACCGCGAAAAUAAGACGAACCACUAGCUCCAACGGUAGUGGAACCGGAACCAUAAUUCUUGGCAAGUACAAACUUGGCCGUCUUUUAGGCCGUGGUAGCUUCGCUAAAGUCUACCACGGCCUUUGUUUAGACGACAACACUAAUAUCGCGAUCAAAGUUAUCGAUAAAAAAACAACCAUUACCGAUACCUCAAUGGAGCCCCGUAUAAUACGUGAAAUAUCCGCUAUGUGUCGUCUCAAUCAUCAUCAGAACAUUAUCCAAUUGAUCGAAGUAAUGGCUACAAAAACCAAAAUAUACCUCGUCAUGGAGCUCGCCCCAGGGGGCGAUCUCCACACCAAGCUAAACCGUAGAGGGCGGUUUUCUGAUUCCACCGCGCGUUUUUACUUCCACCAAUUAGUCUCUGCACUCCAUUUUUGCCAUCAAAAUGGCGUUACUCAUCGCGAUAUGAAACCACAGAACCUUCUUCUUGAUCAAAACAACAACCUUAAAAUCUCCGAUUUCGGACUUUCUGCGUUGCCUGAACAGCAAAAAAACGGCGUACUUCAUACUGCUUGUGGGACACCAGCUUAUACUGCUCCUGAAGUAGCAUACAGAAAAGGGUAUGAUGGUAAAAAGGCUGAUUCUUGGUCUUGUGGAGUAAUCUUAUUUGCAUUUCUCUCUGGAUCACUUCCUUUUGAUGAUGAAAAUAUACCAGACAUGUACCGUGCAAUGCACCGUCGCGUAUUUCAGUUUCCUGAUUGGGUUUCAAAACCAGCUCGGAAUGUAAUAAACAAGUUACUUGAUCCUAACCCGAAUACUAGAUUAAGCAUAGAGCAACUAAUGAAGCUUUCUUGGUUCAAGAAAUCCACGACGAAAAUGGGACAUUCAAGUCAUCAUCAGGUGCAAGUAGGCGAAUGUUUAUUUGAAAAAGAUUGUAAAACAUUGGGCAGAGUAAAUGCGUUUGACAUAAUAUCAAUGUCAUCGGGGUUGGAUUUAACCGGGUUGUUUGAAAUUGGAUUGAGUAAGAAAGAGAUGAAGUUUACGACGAGUGCUCGAAUUGGUGAUGUUGAAGAGAAGUUGAUGAAAAUUGGAGAAAAUGGAGGGUAUAAAGUGGAAAGAGGGAAAGGUGGGGGUAUUGGAUUGGUUAAAGGAAGAGUAGUUUUAAUGGUGGAGAUUUUGGAGGUGGCAAUGGAGUUGUUGUUAGUGGAGAUUAAGGUUAUUAAUGGAGGAUUAGAAUUUGAGGAUUAUCAAUGGGAAGAAUUGAAAUUUGGGAUGAAAGAUAUUGUAGUUUCAUGGUACAAUGAUGGGUCUUGAAGUGGAAAGAUGGUGGAUGGUUGUUUUCGUCUUCUUUUAUUUUUUUUAGUUAUUGUUUUGUACUUUUAUUCGAAACUAACUAGCUCGAUUAAUCUGGAUUCAUGCUGCAUAGAGUUUAAUAAAGCGAGAAGUACUCUAUACUUAGAGUUUUUUCAUUCUUAGGACUUGAGACGAUGGAGGAUGGUUGUUGGAUGAAUUUCAAUAGGAAAAUUGUGACUUCCGAGUUCACUAAAAAGGGAAGCGCUCCUUACUAAAAGUUUCUGAUCCCGGUGGAUCGGAGGUUAGUUGUUGGAUGAAUUUCAUUGGGAAAAUGGCAAAGGAUAAGUUUUGUUGCCGGUAUUAGAUCACUAAAAUGGGAAGUGCUCCAUACUUGGAGUUUCUCAAUUCUUAGGAUUUGAUCCCGAUGGAGGAUUGUUGUUGGAUGAAUUUUUCAAUGGGAAAUGGCAAAAGACGAGUUACGUCACCGAUAGAGGUCACUAAAGCUAAAAGCGUUCCGUACUAGGAAUUUCUUCAUUUUUAGGACUUGAUCCUAAGUUCACUAAAGCUAAAAGCUUUCCGUAGUAGGAAAUUUCUUCAUUUUUAGGACUUGAUCCCGAUGAAGGAUGGUUGUUGGAUGAAAUUCAACGGGAAAUGGCAGAGGAUGAGUUGUACAAUGAUGGUAGCCAUCACAGAUGCUAUUGAAUGUAUAGGCAUAUGAUAGUUGUUCUGCUUGGGAGUUGAGAUCUUUUCUUUUAGUGUUUGAAUAUGAUUUUGUAAAUAAAAAUCCUCUUGUUGAUUUUUAGUUGCACAA